CUCAAGCCAGCCAGCAUUCCACUCUAUAUGGAACUUCCUCUACAGAAACAGUAAAAGAUCAACCCAAAGAUCUCCUAAAUAAUCUUUCAUUCUCUCCUCCUGCUCUAUAUUCCCCCCUCCAACACUCAGUUUUCCGAUGUCGAUAUUCGAGUACAAUGGAAGUGCCAUAGUAGCUAUGGUAGGCAAGAACUGCUUCGCUAUAGCUAGCGACCGACGACUUGGAGUUAACCUUCAAACAGUCGCUACUGAUUUCCAGCGAAUCUACAAAAUCCACCAUAAGCUCCUCCUCGGUCUCUCUGGCCUUGGCACUGACGCCCAAACUCUGUAUCAGAGGCUUGUUUUCCGUCACAAAUUGUAUCAGCUGCGAGAAGAAAGGGACAUGAAGCCUGAGACUUUUGCUAACCUUGUUUCUGCUGUACUUUACGAGAAAAGGUUCGGUCCGUAUUUCUGCCAACCCAUUAUUGCUGGAUUGGAUGGUGAUGACAAGCCAUUCAUUUGCACAAUGGAUUUCAUUGGGGCCAAGGAACUUGCAAAAGAUUUUGUUGUUGCUGGCUCAGCCUCUGAGUCCCUUUAUGGUGCUUGUGAAGCAUUUUUCAAGCCUGACAUGGAACCAGAUGAAUUAUUUGAAGUUGUAUCCCAAGCGUUGCUGGCAUCAGUAGAUCGGGACUGCUUGAGUGGUUGGGGAGGACACAUCUAUAUUGUGACCCCUGAUGAUAUUAAAGAGAAAAUCCUAAAGGGAAGGAUGGAUUGACAGCAGCCCCCCUCAUGUCCAAUUGGGCACCAGAUCUUUCUUGCCAGACCAUAUACCUGGAGUUUGAUUGGAAACAUUCUGGUUUCUUUGUUAACGAAAGCUAUUAUCUUGCAGCAACGGUUAAAUUAUGUGAUUUGGAUAAAAUUUCGAAGUGCAUUAACAAAGUUUAACUUUAUUGCCAAGAUAUGAUGUUUUUUUGAAUGCGGCC
Populus euphratica (Euphrates poplar) is the source of this 959-nucleotide messenger RNA. RefSeq names its product 20S proteasome beta subunit C2 (gene PBC2). The record is from RefSeq and is a predicted model, not a curated record. Gene Ontology annotation, biological process: proteasome-mediated ubiquitin-dependent protein catabolic process. Gene Ontology annotation, cellular component: proteasome core complex; cytoplasm; proteasome core complex, beta-subunit complex. The transcript is spliced from 7 exons. Lineage: Eukaryota; Viridiplantae; Streptophyta; Magnoliopsida; Malpighiales; Salicaceae. The coding region runs from base 137 to 751 and encodes 204 amino acids.